Molecule: messenger RNA, 1909 nt
Organism: Leptopilina heterotoma
Lineage: Eukaryota; Metazoa; Arthropoda; Insecta; Hymenoptera; Figitidae
Exons: 6
Coding region: 269-1639 (456 amino acids)
Biological process (GO): cilium assembly
Cellular component (GO): ciliary transition zone
Source: RefSeq, a predicted model, not a curated record
GUGAGUAUCCGUUGCUAAGGACGCUUUAGAAUGUCAGUAUUGCCGUGAAAGCAGUCCUUAGAAGUGCAAAUGCAUGGAAGCUUUUCACCCAUUGUGCCAUUUUACAUAUUUUUCAGACUACACACAUAGUACUUCGAAGCUUUUUUGUCAACGUCGGCUUCGCAAGCUGUCGUGAAACGUUCUUGACGCGGAUCUCCUGAAGUGAUGGUUUUAUUAUACCGUCGACCUAAAUCUACGUUUUCAUAUCCUAAGAGUAUCAGGAGAAAAAAUGUCGCAUUCGGGACGAAUGUCACUACAACAAAAAAGAACAACGAAAUCAAGACAACGAGACGUAAGUGUGUCAUACGACGAGGAGGAGAUUUCUGGAUACAGCUUUGAUGUUGAUUCGGGGGAUUUUGCGAAGAAUCCAAACGUUUCCAAGAAUUGUCAGAAAACCUCGUCUUACGAAAUCAGAAAGGAAAUAAACACCAGCGAUGAUACAGAGGAAGAUGCCGGAGCCACCACCACGGAUAUUAUUAGACCACGGAGAUCCUCGUUUCUAGAGAAUAAAACCACCUCGGAAUUGAGAAAGGGUUCCAAUGAAUUCCGCUCCGAUGGAGCCUUCAAGUACGAUGAGAUCGAGAGCCCGGAAAUCUUGGAAAAGAAGCGAAAGCGAAGACUAUCGAGACGUCGUAGAAGUGAAAAUCGUUCUCUGGAAACGUCAAAAGAUCUCGAGGAAAACAAAAAGAAAGCCUCAAGUAGAACUCACGGUACUUCCACUUUCAACUCGGAAGAAAGAAAUACCACUGAACGAUCAAGAAAAAAAGGACCGCGCUCCAUCCACGGUAAGAAAGGUGAGGGCGAAAAGGUCGAACUUCCCAUCGCAGAAAUAUUGAAGAAGGCUCAGGAGAAUAAUCGGACCAAGUACGAGGAGCCGAUCCCCUUAACUGAACUAAAGUCGGAUACGAUCUAUGUUCAAGGUAGAAAUGGGUUUAGUGCUAUGAAGAUAACACGCGGUCGUUCUACGAGUAAGAAAAAAGUUGAAAAAUCAGCGGAAUCCUAUUCUCAUCCAAUAAGAGUUGCGAUCGUGGUUCAGAAGGUCUGGAAGUGCACUGGCUUUAUCUGUCAAGGUCUUUUAGCGGGAAUGGCUUUUAUGCACUUCAUUUUGAUGCAAACGUACUUCAACAAUUCGUAUGAAUUCUUGCAUAAUUACUCAUAUGUGGUGGAAAUUUAUACGAACAUCUUUUCCUUCCUUCUCAUCAUGUGUCUCAUUGUUACUUUCGACAAAUUCGACAUUGCUCAUUUGGAUGGUGAACAUCUGCGAAAGAUCUACAUGAAUGAAGCUAAAUCUGCAGCAGCAAUUCUGUUCUAUCUGAUCACAUUUUGCCUGCACCAAGUAUCUCUGAGGGUUGACGAUAAACUCUCCUUGAUAUACUACAAUGGCAGCAGUAACAGUAUCACUGAAACGACCUUCAAGAACGAGAGCGGCAUUCAAAUUCCACUCAACGAGAUGACGACAUGGCAGAGAAUGACACUGUCAAAGGAUGUACUUGCUGUGUUAGCCUGGUUCUUUGUUUGUCUUGGUACUCGAGACGACAUGUUGUUGAUGCACCUGGAAACCAUGGAGAAAUAUGCCGAGAUUCUCAACCCAACAACGUGAGCAUUAUCGAUCCAAGUGAUUACGAGUCGAGAUUAGUGGCAGCUCUUUUCUUCUCUUGGGAUAAACAAAAAACUCAUGAACCGUCAUUGGAAAAGAGGGUAGUAACUCUGUCUCCUUCAUAGAAGAAAAUAAAAUAAUAUAUGUAUAUAAGCCUGUUACACAUUGUGCAUUUUUAUUCUAAACGUUUUGACAGCGUAAGCGAAAUUAAUUGCUUUCGAAGACUAAUGAAUAUAUCGGUCAUUGUUUCUGAAAGCUCUCCUUUAAAGUCUC